AUGACCAUGAAAGCUUCAAGUACUAGCCAAAUGCAGAAUGUAUUUAAGGAGAAGAUUGAAGCCUUAAAAGAAGAAACUUCUAACCUUAUAGAAGAAAUUGCAGGAUAUGCCGGUGACGGAAAUACGAAUGAAUUCCUAAGAAGCUUAGGAAAUUUAGAAAGUAAACUGAUGGAUAUUUAUAAGACAAUGGACAGUCUCUCUAACCGUGUGGAUGAGGUAGAAAAGGAACUGAAAGAGUUGAAAGAUCAAGUAAAUUAUAUGAAGUUUUUCAGCGAUUACCGGGAUUGGGCGAGCAUAUUCAUACAAAUGUUAACGAAAAAGCUAGGAGGUGUAGAUAACUGGCAUGGUGUGGAAAUGGGUCUUCAUUAUCACAAUCUUAACGAGCCAUUGACAAAGAAGGAAUCUGGCUGUGUUGAACGUUUAAUGAACUUAUUAAAAGAUGAUGAAGACAUUGGAUUAAGUCUCACCGACAUUAAGUUAUUAUUAGAAGUGAGAGAUACGAGUAAUAUUUUAAUUCAUAAAAAAAAUCAAACUUCAAGAGAUGCAGAGAUGGAACUUGGUACUUAUCCGGUUCCUGAUGAUUUAAAGAUAUACAAACCUCCAUUAAAAAAGGCCUUUAAGGCAAUGAGUAGAUGGCGCUCGUCUUAA
Molecule: messenger RNA, 648 nt
Organism: Rhizophagus irregularis DAOM 181602=DAOM 197198
Lineage: Eukaryota; Fungi; Glomeromycota; Glomeromycetes; Glomerales; Glomeraceae
Source: RefSeq, a predicted model, not a curated record